UAUAGACAUGACCAAGACUACAAUAUAGAAUGCACCUAUUAGUCCAAUCAAAUAAUAUAAAAAGACACAUCAUUCAUUGCCAGUAAAGCAGGUGUUUUUAUUGUAGUGUUAACUUAAACUGAAAUUAAAUUAUUGUAACAUAUAUGAUCUUAGCAUAAUUUAUACGUUUAUUGAGUUUGAUAAAUAAUUGAUAACCAUAAGCUGGCGUAGUUGUUACGAAUAUUAGUGAGAAGUCACUUGAAAACAUUGUGAUAUGGUGAUAAUAAUGGCAUAUCGAGUUUUAUUAGUAUUUAUUUUCGCUAUAUGUGUAAAAACCGAGGAAGAGGCAUCAACGUCUCGUAUGUCUAAAGCAGAAAGACAGAGCUUGAGAGAAGAAGCUAGGAGCAUGUUCUAUCAUGCAUAUGAUGCAUACAUGUAUAAUGCAUAUCCUGCUGAUGAAUUAAUGCCUCUCAGUUGCAAAGGAAGAUGGAGAGGGGUGACACCAAGUCGUGGUGAUAUGGAUGAUGUUCUUGGCAAUUUCUCUCUUACACUCGUGGACAGUUUGGAUUCUUUGGUGGUGUUAGGAGACUUUUCAGAGUUUAGUAACGCCAUUAAACUCGUCAUUAGGGAUGUGACAUUCGAUCAUGACAUCGUGGUGUCGGUUUUCGAAACCAAUAUUCGAAUGCUGGGCGGUUUGCUGUCAGCUCACGUCCUAGCAAUGGCACUUAGAAUGGAUAUAUCAGUACUGCAUUGGUAUAAUGGUGAGUUGCUUACAAUGGCGGAAGACUUAGGAAGAAGACUCCUCCCAGCCUUCAACACAUCUACAGGAAUCCCCCACGGGAGGGUGAAUCUUCGCCAUGGCAUCAGAGGGCUAUCAGAGUCGAGGGAAACGUGCACUGCAUGUGCAGGCACUAUGAUACUGGAAAUGGCUGCGCUGUCCCGUCUCGUGGGCAAUCCUAUUUAUGAACAAAAAGCGCAUAAGGCUAUGGACAGAUUGUGGAAAAUCAGACACAGAACGUCAGAUCUGAUGGGUACUGUUAUAAAUAUUCACUCCGGGGAUUGGGUUCGGAAAGACUCUGGAGUUGGUGCCGGGAUCGACUCCUACUAUGAAUAUUGUCUCAAAGCUUAUAUUUUGCUUGGAGACGAGAAAUAUUUGGCCAGGUUUAACAGACAUUAUAAUGCAGUCAUGAAAUACAUCAGCAGAGGUCCGGUUAUGUUGGCCGUGCACAUGCACAGGCCACACUUGCAAUCGCGCAACUUCAUGGAUGCAUUGCUAGCGUUUUGGCCUGGCCUCCAGGUUCUUCUGGGAGAUGUUCGACCAGCUGUCGAAACACACGAAAUGCUCUAUCAAGUAAUGCAGAGACACACAUUCAUACCGGAGGCGUUCACGUCAGACUUUCAGGUGCACUGGGGUCAACAUCCUUUACGGCCAGAGUUCCUAGAAUCUACAUAUUUUCUUCAUCGCGCGACAGGCGAUGAUCACUAUCUUAAUGUAGGAAAAAUUGUAUUGAAAGCUUUACAACAAUACACCAGAGUGCCUUGCGGUUAUGCCGCCGUAAACGACGUAAGAACUCGAAUUCACGAAGAUAGAAUGGAUUCCUUCGUCCUCGCCGAAACUUUUAAAUACCUAUAUAUGCUUUUUGGAGAGGAUAAAGAUUUGCCUGUGAAAUUAGAAGACUACGUGUUGACUACGGAAGCUCAUUUUCUACCAUUGUCUUUGGCAACAUCGGGCCGGAAUUCAACCUUCUUUUCUCUUAAAAUUGAUGAUGAAGAUGAGGAUAAAUAUAGAAAAACAUGUCCUAGCACGACAUCGUUGAUCGCCGAGAAGGUUCGUCAACCAUUGCGUCAUUUGCUGGGUUCAUCAGCAGCACGCCCUCCAGCACGACUGCGACCCCUCAACGACCCUCGUCAAAUACACGCUCUCUCCGAUAUGGGUAUCUCAGUCCUGACAUUGCCAGAUGGAAAAGUACAAUUACUUUAUACUACAACAACGGCGAAAUCGGCAAAAGAUGCUGCAGAAGGCUUAACGUUCAUGCGGGAAAUGUCGAAGUGGAAUUCCCUGAGCGACAUAGAGAACGGUGUGGUUCCGGCAGGUGUCUAUAUUAAUGACAAAGUAAUCGCUGCCGGCCCGGGCCACUUCGGGAAAGACAUUACAGGCCCAGACCGAUAUAGUGGCAAUGUAGCGGUUGUUACGCCUCUUGAUGCCUGUACUACUGUAUUAAACACGAUUGAAGUCGAAGGUAAAUACGCAAUUGCUAAACGGGGCCAAUGCACUUUCGCACAAAAAGUUCGCAACAUGCAGGCAGCUGGUGUCAAGCUUGCGAUCAUAAUUGAUAAUAUACCGGAUUCGACACACGAAAGUACCGCUCUAUUCGCAAUGUCUGGUGACGGAAAAGAUGAUAUCGAAAUUCCAGCCGUGUUUCUCUUCUCGCAAGAGGGCCAAUACCUAUUAGAUGAAUACAAUGCUAAUCCUGAAAUUAUAGUUACUGUCGGGGAACUAAGAUCUUUAAAGAGAGAGUACGAAAACAUUUGCGAGGAAGGUAGCUGCGAGGUACUAGAAACCCCUCUCGUGACUUCAGAUAAAGAGAAUUUUGACCAUCUAAAAAAAGUGCUAAGCCAAUUAGUAACACAGUUCGAGUUGACACUUUCAAAUGAAGAAGGGACUAUUCAAAGAACUUGUAGCGAGGAGUCGGAGAAUGUUUACUUAUCAAAAGACAAUUUUGUGAGCAAUGAUAACCACGUAGAGGGCCCGGCAAAUGUGUGUUCGAUAAAUCAUGAACAAAAGAAAACUACAGUAGCAAAGAAAUACGAAUCGUUAAUAAAGAAACCGGGCGAGUUUUGACAUCAUUCCUGUUUUCAUUGUGAAUGAUAAAUUCCUAUAAACAUUGUUGUAUAUACAUACAUAAGCAUGUAUAAUAAUUUGUACAUAUUGAAAGUAAGAUAUGUAAGAAAUAUUAAUGAAUUUUGUGCCUUUUAUUAUUUGUUACUAGGUUUGUUUCAUUCGAUACAUCAUGAAAUAUACAUCUUGUUACGGAUGUUUUCAAAUAUCUACAAAAUAAAUCGACAAAUUAAUAAUAAUUAACGAUUUGUAAUUUUAUAAUAUUGCAAAAAUUGUGUACAUGUAAAGUUUUAUAUAAUAUUUAUUAUUUGUUACGUGUACCUUUUUCAAUGAGCUGUGUGUAAAAUAUAUAGGCUAAUUGUUAAAUAAGAAAAAGUUCAAAAUGUGUUCCAUUAUGCCAGUUGGCCAGUGUUUAUAUUUAUUACGAAGAGAUCCUACAUAUACAUGCAUAUUUUAUAUAGAUUAUAAAAAAAGGUGAACAAAGUAAAAUAAUUUUAUUUUCUCAUACAUUCGUAAUGCAUUACAAUAUUUGAUACUGUGA
Molecule: messenger RNA, 3359 nt
Organism: Achroia grisella
Lineage: Eukaryota; Metazoa; Arthropoda; Insecta; Lepidoptera; Pyralidae
Gene: Edem2
Product: ER degradation-enhancing alpha-mannosidase-like protein 3
Exons: 10
Coding region: 254-2821 (855 amino acids)
Biological process (GO): endoplasmic reticulum mannose trimming; carbohydrate metabolic process; mannose trimming involved in glycoprotein ERAD pathway
Cellular component (GO): endoplasmic reticulum; membrane
Molecular function (GO): mannosyl-oligosaccharide 1,2-alpha-mannosidase activity; calcium ion binding
Source: RefSeq, a predicted model, not a curated record